AUGGGAUCACCGGGAGGCAUUGGUGGUGGUGGUCACCGAGAUGAGAGGGGAUCACCGGGUAGCGUCGGUGGUUGUGGUUCCCGAGGGGAGAGGGGAUCACCGAGUAGCGACGGUUGUGGUGGUCACCGAGGGGAUAGGGGAUCACCAGGUGGCUUCGUUGGUGUUGGUCCCCGAGGGGAUAGGGGAUCAUCGGGGAGCGUCGGUGGUUUUGGUUCCCGAGGGGAGAGGGAAUCAACAGGUAGCGUCGGUGGUGGUGGUCACCGAGGGGAGAGGGGAUCAACGGAUAGCGUCUGUGGUGGUGGUCCCCGAGGGAAGAGAGGAUCACCGGUUAGCGUCGGUGGUGGUGGUCACCGAGGGGAGAGGGGAUCAAUGGAUAGCGCCGUUGGUAGUGGUCCCCAAUGGGAGAUCGGAUCACCGGGUAGCGUCGGUGGUGGUGGUCUCCGAAGGGAGAGUUGA
Dreissena polymorpha is the source of this 456-nucleotide messenger RNA. Its product is annotated as sericin-1-like. NCBI's taxonomy places the organism in Eukaryota, Metazoa, Mollusca, Bivalvia, Myida, Dreissenidae. The transcript has a single exon. The coding region runs from base 1 to 456 and encodes 151 amino acids. The record is from RefSeq and is a predicted model, not a curated record.